AUGGCCGCCAACGAGUUGUACCGACCAUCGUUUGCCAAAACCUUGGCCCGCCUCAAUGCUGACAUUGCAGCGUAUGUUGUGAACUCUAAGUGCUCCGGAUGCGGACGCCGGGAGUGUGCGGCGAGUUCUGGCGAAGACCAUACAAGCUACAGCUCUGACGGCGAGGCGGACGCCACCGAGUCGGACUCUCCGCGAGCUCAUGAGGAAGCUGAUGGGAAGAAGAAGAAGAAGAGGAUAAGCAUGUGGGAGGUGUGCCCUGUGGUUGUCAUGCGGGUUGUAACGCGGCAGCUUAAGACUAGGCGGUCGCGCUGGAAGCUUCUUGUUGGGCACACGAUUGCCGAGGAGCGUUUCCUCGCAUCCGGGCGAGCGCUUCCCAGCAACCAGGAGCCUCUCCCUACUCCCAACCAAGUGUUCAGCAUCAUCGGGUCCGGCGAGGUCGAGGAGCACAUCGAUAUCUCUCGUGCCGUGAAGAUGUCGAUCCUCACCUGGAACGUGUGCUGGACGAGUCCGUGCGUGGCUGAGCGCAUGCACGAGAUGGGGAAGGAGAUCGCCGAGCUCGCGCCUAUGUUUGUAGCGCUGCAGGAGAUCCGACUGACUGACUUUGGCUCUACGUACGAUUUGCUCUGCACAGAGCCGUGGGCGGACCAGUACGAUCUGUUUGUCCGCAACGAUGUGGCGUUGGACUCGGUUACUCUCUGGGGCGUCCGCAAGGUCGCCGAAGUCCAUGUCAUUGGCCAUGCCGUGACCGCGUUCGAAUCUUCGCAUGAGCGGGCGAUGCAGACGCUGGUGGUUGCAGUCGGCGGAAGAGACGGGCCGAGGCUGGCGCUCACGACGCUGCAUGCCGAGUCGAUGAAGGAAGGAGCGACGUGUCGGAUGCGGCAGAUCCGCAGUACUCUGGUCGAGCGGGAUGCCGACGAGAGGAUCUUCAUCUUUGGAUCCAACGGGCCCAACGGCAUCUCGGACAACAUGCACACCGGUGACAUCGGUGUCGACGUUUCAUUCGUGUGUGGAGAUCUCAACGUGCGCCACCACGAGUGGGACCGUAUCAAGCGCCUUGCCGGAUUGCUCAACUGGACGGAUGUCCGAAGCGGCGACACGUGGACAUCCGACAAUGCUCUCAACCGGAACUCGUUUGAGCGUGGAACCCACUUUCGUCAUCGCUUUGAUCGCAUUCUGUACUCGACGAACAGGCACGGUGGGAAGUGGGAGAUGGCCAGCGCCGGCUACGCCGCUGGCUCUCGCCUCCCCGAGCUCGUCUCCCAAGCCACGCCCGACAAGCCUGCGUUCCUCGACAUGGACCCAGACGUUUUCGCGCAGGUGCUCGACCUGCUUCGGCAACGUACUGCUUACCUGCUGCCCUCUGACUCCAUUGAAGCUGCGCGGGUGCUCCUGGCUGCGCAUGAGCUCGGCAUCGCACCGGAGAUCCUUCAGCCCUUUGCGGCUCUUCCGUCCUUGUCGCUCAACGCAGAGGCUUCCUACGUCAGUCCUCAGAAAAGAAGCUGGUCGAACCGGAUGGAGACGCAGAAGAGCCUGCUUGUCGGCUCCUACCCUGACGAGCCCAUCGUGCUCGUCGAGGACGUCUCUUCGGGAACCUUUGCCGGCCAGCCUAUCUCGUUCGUCGCAACCCGCCCAUUUGUCCUUCACAAUGAGAUGUACGUCGCUGGUGGUGUAGAUGGCGCUCGUAGCAUCGAGAACUGCACCUUUAUCCUGUGGCGCGGGCGCGACUCGAACGCCGGAGGAACGAUCUCAACGGUUUCUUCGGCCAUAGACCGGGGUGUGCAGGCCUCGCUGACGUUGGAAGAGCCUCUCUUCGUGGACAAGGGCGACGAGCUCUCGUUCUCGCUCGUGUGCAAGUCUGUCGUGCCCUAUGGUGAGAGUGAGGUCACGCUCGUGGGGCUUGGUUUGUGGGCCACGGCGCAGCCUCUGGUGCAUGAUGGACUGGCGGUGCUUUUCCGCGAGGUGUAG
Molecule: messenger RNA, 1965 nt
Organism: Thecamonas trahens ATCC 50062
Lineage: Eukaryota; Apusomonadida; Apusomonadidae
Exons: 2
Coding region: 1-1965 (654 amino acids)
Biological process (GO): double-strand break repair
Cellular component (GO): PML body; cytoplasm
Molecular function (GO): 5'-tyrosyl-DNA phosphodiesterase activity; single-stranded DNA binding
Source: RefSeq, a predicted model, not a curated record